Messenger RNA from Fusarium poae, 399 nucleotides. RefSeq lists its product as uncharacterized. The record is from RefSeq and is a predicted model, not a curated record. NCBI's taxonomy places the organism in Eukaryota, Fungi, Ascomycota, Sordariomycetes, Hypocreales, Nectriaceae. The transcript is spliced from 3 exons. Gene Ontology annotation, biological process: translesion synthesis. Bases 1 to 399 code for a protein of 132 amino acids. Gene Ontology annotation, molecular function: DNA-directed DNA polymerase activity.
AUGGAGCCGCCCAGCAAGAAAAGGCCUCGGCGGAAUGAUGGCCGAAUUAUACUACAAUUCGAUUACGAUUGUUUCUACGCCCAGGUCGUUGAAAACAAGAAACCAGAGCUAAAAAAGUUCCCUUUAGGCGUUAAACAGAAGAAUUGCCUGGCAACAUGCAACUACAACGCUCGUGCCCGUGGUCUCACAAAGCUCAUGUCCGUUUCCGAAGCCAAACGCAAGUGCCCAGACCUCGUCCUUGUAGACGGUGAAGAUCUCACACCCUUUCGUGACAUGAGCAAAACAUUAUUCAACUUUUUCAAAACUUUCUCUUGGAACAACAAGGCCGAGCGUCUAGGAUUCGAUGAGGUGUUCAUGGGCUCGUCGCCGUAUAGACGUAACCGACAUCAUCGAAUAUAA